This is a messenger RNA of Gamsiella multidivaricata, 725 nucleotides long. RefSeq lists its product as uncharacterized. The record is from RefSeq and is a predicted model, not a curated record. Bases 226 to 657 code for a protein of 143 amino acids. The transcript has a single exon. Lineage: Eukaryota; Fungi; Mortierellomycota; Mortierellomycetes; Mortierellales; Mortierellaceae.
CAUGUAGGAAUAGACUAUGGCUUGGACCCGAGAAAUGUUGCGGCGCGCCGAAUUCGGUAUGCUUGGUAUCCUGACGAACAUGGAGAGCCGUCGAGGUUGACACCGUUUCUACAAGAAGAAUCCUUAUAAAUACGGAGGGACCCUCGUCCACGUUAACUCUUUUUACUUAUCAAACCCACCAAAACGCUUUCCAUCGACCAAUUCUUCAACUACCACCUCGCUACUAUGUACGCGCGCUCUCUCCUCACGUUUUUGCUGCUCGCCUUCUGCGCUUUGACCAGCGUCAUGGCCGCCCCUCAACCCCACCCCUCGACGGACAUCCUGUCAGUGACCUCGCCCAAGUUCAACUCCGUCUACAAGGUGGGCCAUAAGGUGCCUGUCAAGAUCUCGAUCGUCAACGGCACCAAGAGCGAAUUCUACAAGAAAAACCCCAAAGUGGAGCUGUACCUCCAGAAGAACAUCCAUUUGCCUCUCUUGAACGUCCACCUCGGCUCUGUCCGUGCUAGGACUCUGCACAAGGACGGCUUCGAGUUCAAGGUCAAAGCCAAGUACCUGAUCAAGGAGCAGUCCAAUGUCCCCUUCCGUGUCCGCGCCUCCUUUGACCUUGGCGCCCGCAGUGGUUUCGUUGAUUCUCCCUCGUUCAAGUUGGUCAAGUAAAUAGCAAAGCUGAACUCGAAAGCAAGAAGGCAAUAAAAAAAAGCUCCUCAACCACACGAUUCUAGUCA